AUGCGCCGCUUGUUUCAGGCCGAAAAUCUAUCUUUAAAAGAAGAGAAACUGCGAUUGGAAUGCGAAAGUGAUGAUUUAGCCCGUGACCUCGUAAUGAGCAAAAUUGAGCUUAGACGAAACUUAGAUGCGGCUGAAGAUAACAUUGAAUGCUUGCAGAAUCAGGUGGAAAACCUUGGCCGGCUCUGCAAGGAUCUGCAGGAUGACAAUCGUCGCCUGUUAGACGAAUCCGAACGGAUCUGCUCAGACAUUUCCACGCGCUUGGAAGAUCAGCGGAAAAGCGCUGAAGAGGAAAAAAACGCGUUCAUGGUUUGUAGUUUUGUAGUUUUGUCGUAG
Molecule: messenger RNA, 333 nt
Organism: Soboliphyme baturini
Lineage: Eukaryota; Metazoa; Nematoda; Enoplea; Dioctophymatida; Soboliphymatidae
Source: the annotation of a GenBank genome assembly